UUAUUCUGCCCUAAGGGUUUGCCGUCUUGUUUCUUUGGCAUUUUCAAUGCUUUUUUGUUUGAUUGGGGUUGUUUUGCUAAUUAUUAGUAUUGCAACACCUUCUUGGUAGUUUUAAAAAAUAUUUUCUUUAAUUUUAUUGUUAGGCUUAUUGUCCAAUAUCGCCUUUCUAACGGAGCAAUUGAAGAACACAGACACGGUCUUUGGUUGGAUUGUGUUCUUCGUGGGAAUGAUUUAUAUUCGUCUCAAAACAGCUAUUUUCCUUCAUAUGGCAGUGCAGGCGAUCAAUGCGAGUAUAAAUGGGUAAACAUCGACUCUUUCACUCCAUAUGCAGUUUCUUCUGCUGGUGGCCCUCCAAUGGAUCCUUACUAUGGAAGAUCUGGGGCUAAUGCUUAUGCGAUGAGUACAAUGUUUGAAAAUGAUUUUGCUCAGCACAGAUUUUUAGCCUGGCACAUUUCUACACUAGUUCUUUUAUCAAUUGCAAUCACUGCAGGCAUCUUUGCUUUAUUUGCUUCUUGUUGUGUCCUCUGGACCGGCCUUUGUGCUCCUUUUGUGGCUACACUUGAAUUUAUCGCAUUUAUUUGUUCAACUAUUGGGUGUAUUAUUUUCUUUAUAAACGCUAAUCGUCCAGAAAUUCGUUAUGUACAAAUCCCCACUUCUGCAGAAAGAUGGAAAAUUAAUGAACAAAUUCGCGGAUUUUCUUUUGAUUUAACUUUUGCUUCCAUUUUUAUAUUUUUGUUUGCUUUCAUUAUUGGAGUAUUAAGUACAAUUACCGUAUUUGUGAAUGCAAAUCGUGAUCAUCAUCGACGACAUUUAAUUAGGUAUUUUUAA
This is a messenger RNA of Meloidogyne enterolobii, 828 nucleotides long. NCBI's taxonomy places the organism in Eukaryota, Metazoa, Nematoda, Chromadorea, Rhabditida, Meloidogynidae. The record is from the annotation of a GenBank genome assembly.